CGGCGGCUCCCUCCCGGCUCGCGGCGUCGGGGCCCGUGGCGCGCGCGCGCGGCCGCCCCUCGGCCCCGGAGCCCCUCGGCGGCGCCACCAUGUACUCGGGAGCCGGCCCCGGGCCAUUUCUUUGGGUGUUGCCAAGAACCAGGCUGUGACAGAUUGGAAUUUCCCAGAGAGUUUUUUUUACCAAGAGAGGAAGAAAAGAAAAGACUUACAGGAACUGUGGCCUGCAUGAAGUGCUCGCACCUCCCGCGCCGCCGCCGCCACCCAUCCAAGGAUAUGCCUUCAAGCCUCCGCCUAGACCCGACUUCGGGACCUCCGGGAGAACAAUCAAGUUACAGGCCAACUUCUUUGAAAUGGACAUUCCAAAAAUUGACAUCUAUCAUUAUGAAUUGGAUAUCAAGCCAGAGAAAUGCCCGAGGAGAGUUAACAGGGAAAUAGUGGAACAUAUGGUCCAGCACUUUAAAACACAGAUCUUUGGGGAUCGGAAACCAGUGUUUGAUGGAAGAAAGAAUCUCUACACAGCAAUGCCCCUUCCGAUUGGGAGGGAUAAGGUGGAGCUGGAGGUCACGUUGCCUGGAGAAGGGAAAGACCGCAUCUUCAAGGUGUCCAUCAAGUGGGUGUCCUGCGUGAGCUUACAGGCGUUACACGAUGCACUUUCGGGGCGGCUGCCCAGCGUCCCCUUUGAGACGAUCCAGGCCCUGGAUGUGGUCAUGAGGCAUUUGCCAUCCAUGAGGUACACCCCUGUGGGCCGCUCCUUCUUUACAGCGUCCGAGGGCUGCUCCAACCCUCUUGGCGGGGGCCGGGAAGUGUGGUUUGGCUUCCAUCAGUCCGUCCGACCUUCCCUUUGGAAAAUGAUGUUAAAUAUCGAUGUCUCAGCAACUGCAUUUUAUAAGGCACAGCCAGUAAUUGAGUUUGUUUGUGAAGUUUUGGAUUUUAAAAGUAUUGAAGAACAACAGAAACCUCUGACAGAUUCCCAAAGGGUAAAGUUUACCAAAGAAAUCAAAGGUCUAAAGGUGGAGAUAACGCACUGUGGGCAGAUGAAGAGGAAAUACCGCGUGUGCAACGUGACCCGGCGGCCCGCCAGCCACCAAACAUUCCCGCUCCAGCAGGAGAGCGGGCAGACGGUGGAGUGCACGGUGGCCCAGUACUUCAAGGACAGGCACAAGCUGGUUCUGCGCUACCCCCACCUCCCGUGUUUACAAGUCGGACAGGAGCAGAAACACACCUACCUUCCCCUCGAGGUCUGUAACAUAGUGGCAGGACAGAGAUGUAUCAAAAAACUGACCGACAAUCAGACCUCAACCAUGAUCAGAGCGACAGCCAGGUCAGCACCGGAUCGGCAAGAAGAGAUUAGCAAGCUGAUGCGAAGUGCAAGUUUUAAUACAGAUCCGUAUGUUCGUGAAUUUGGAAUCAUGGUCAAGGACGAGAUGACAGACGUGACCGGGCGGGUCCUCCAGCCGCCCUCCAUCCUCUACGGGGGCAGGAAUAAAGCGAUUGCCACCCCUGUCCAGGGCGUGUGGGACAUGAGGAACAAGCAGUUUCACACAGGCAUUGAGAUCAAGGUGUGGGCCAUCGCGUGCUUCGCCCCCCAGCGCCAGUGCACAGAAGUCCACCUUAAAUCCUUCACAGAGCAGCUCAGAAAGAUCUCGAGGGAUGCUGGAAUGCCGAUCCAGGGCCAGCCGUGCUUCUGUAAAUAUGCCCAGGGGGCGGAUAGCGUGGAGCCCAUGUUCAGGCAUCUGAAGAAUACGUACGCUGGCCUUCAGCUGGUGGUAGUCAUCCUGCCUGGCAAGACCCCGGUGUAUGCCGAGGUCAAGCGUGUGGGGGACACGGUGCUAGGGAUGGCCACGCAGUGUGUGCAGAUGAAGAACGUGCAGAGGACCACGCCGCAGACCCUGUCCAACCUCUGCUUGAAGAUCAACGUCAAACUGGGAGGCGUGAACAACAUCCUGCUGCCCCAGGGGAGGCCGCCCGUGUUCCAGCAGCCUGUCAUCUUUCUGGGGGCCGACGUCACUCACCCACCCGCUGGGGACGGGAAGAAGCCUUCCAUUGCUGCCGUCGUGGGCAGCAUGGACGCGCACCCCAACCGCUACUGCGCCACCGUGCGGGUUCAGCAGCACCGGCAGGAGAUCAUCCAGGACCUGGCCACCAUGGUCCGUGAGCUCCUCAUCCAGUUCUACAAGUCCACGCGCUUCAAGCCCACGCGCAUCAUCUUCUACCGCGACGGCGUCUCCGAGGGCCAGUUCCAGCAGGUUCUCCACCAUGAGUUGCUGGCCAUCCGCGAGGCAUGUAUCAAGUUAGAAAAGGACUACCAGCCAGGGAUCACCUUCAUAGUGGUACAGAAAAGGCACCACACGCGGCUCUUCUGCACCGACAAGAAUGAGAGGGUUGGGAAAAGUGGAAACAUUCCAGCAGGCACAACUGUGGACACGAAAAUCACCCACCCGACCGAGUUUGACUUCUACCUGUGUAGUCACGCUGGCAUCCAGGGAACAAGCAGGCCUUCCCACUAUCACGUGCUUUGGGAUGACAAUCGUUUCUCUUCCGACGAGCUGCAGAUUCUCACCUACCAGCUGUGUCACACCUACGUGCGCUGCACGCGGUCCGUGUCCAUCCCGGCGCCAGCGUACUACGCCCACCUGGUGGCUUUCCGGGCCAGGUACCACCUGGUGGACAAAGAACAUGACAGUGCUGAAGGAAGCCAUACCUCCGGGCAGAGUAAUGGACGAGACCACCAAGCGUUGGCAAAGGCAGUCCAGGUUCAUCAGGACACCCUGCGCACCAUGUACUUUGCUUGACAUGUUUUAGUGUUUACGAUUGUGUACCGAGUUGGAUUCACAUGAGACCAGCUACACUCAGACCAACAGAUGCCCAGCCCUUCCGUGACAGCCAGCAUUGAACAUGAGACGUCAUUGAUUUUAGUAGAUUCUCCAUUUUCCAGAAUGCCUUCCGUCCCAGAUUUCAAACUUGGAUUUUGAACUGCAGACCUGUAUGAGACCCCAUUGUCGUAGGAAAUAUGGUUUGCCAAAAUCUAUAAGCUGCUUAUAAAAUAGAGUCCCGUGUUUCCUAAAAAUCUCCUAAAACCAGUCUAUGAACUCAGGGCUUUAAAACAUUUUUAAUUUAUUUGGUCAUUCAAUUUACUUGUUUUUAACACAUGAUUCUCAAUGGAAUUGGUGGGCUCAAACUAGCUGUGAACGUUUUCAGAGAGGUGAAAGCAACACAGAGCACAGCUGUGGUUUUAAAGCCUUGAGCAUUCUGAGGUGGUCACUAAAGUUUAUGUCAGAGUGGUACUAGUGUGCCCCUGACAGGGCUGGCGCCAGCUCUUCGAGACCGAGGGCAGGUGGCCCGCCGAGGCGCCCACCGGCGUCUGGAACCGCCACUGCCCGCCUUUCACUCAGCUCGAAAUAAGGAGCGGGGGCAGAAGAUGGGCCGUGUGUGUUUACAACAUUUAUAGGUCCAGAGCGAUUGGCAGACAAGUGCCAUUUUAAUAAAAAUUUAUUUAAAAAAAGAAAAAAGACAGUAUGCCGACAGUCUAAUCAUAAGAUUUGUCCUAUAGGACUGUGACAUUUAUUUUCCAAAGUUUCUAAAGAAUACGGGUCUGUGGUGAUAAAUACAGUACAAUCCUUUUUCACUGUUAUGUCUUUAAUGUAAGAGAAAAAAUAUAUAUAUCUGGUUUGCAGUAUUAAUGUGAUAGAUAGAUGCUGUUUUUCAUUUUAUUGACUACGGGGUGCUUAUUGUGAUCUGUUUAGCAUAUCACGAGUGUUUGGGAGCCUGGUGACUGGACCACCUCCUGUGGUUCUCAGUGCUGACGUACAGGAGUAUGCACUUGAGUCAAUGUGACCGCCACCCGCCUUCCCCCGUGUACAUUGCGUAGCCUGUACCUGCAGGAGGACUGAGCGCGGGCACGGUGGCCCCACGCCGCCGCCGCCCCUCCUCCUGUCCCUGCGUGUUGCUCAGCCGAUUAAGCACAAACGGAAUGUAUUUAUUCUUCCAUUCCUGGGAAACAAGUCCAUGUGUCAGAGUGUACCUCUCUGUGUGUAUGGUUCUGUUAGACGAGUUUCGUAGGAUCUAUGCACUGAAAUGCGCGGAGAGCUGGUGGUCUGCAGCGAGCCCCGGCCCUCGGAGGUGGCUGGCUUGCAAGGCCAGCAGAAGGGAUUUGCAUUCAGGGCCCCAGACGUGGGUUUGCCCAUCUAGAAACCAUGGCACUAAGUGUGAUACCAUGGACAACUUGAAAAGGGGUAACAGCGGACGACUCUGUUUGUGCUAAGUGGGCUGUUUGUCCUUACAGACAAUUAAAAAAAAAAAAAAAAAAAAAAUCCAUGUUCAGUGUAGAGAUUCCGGGAAGGAGCCGCGCCUUCCCCUAGUGCUGCUUUGUGCUCUGUCGGUUUCCCUCUCCCUGCUGACGGCCCUCCCCAAGCCCAGCCUGACAUUUACCUCUGGCACUGCGGUGGGGCGAGGCUCCCGACGGGGCGCCUCGUGCUGGAGAAAGCGCCCACCCCUGUCUUCUUGUCUGCCGGCUCUGGGGCGCUGGAGGGGCAGGGAACCGCGGGCGGAGCUGUGAUGGACACUCGGCCGAGAUUUUGGUGGCGAUGACAAAGGGGUGACUAUUAUUUGUGAAGAUAUAUACUCAGAGUGAUGUGCGUGUGUGUGUCUGUGUGUGCAUGUGGGUGUCUUAUUAAUGGCAUUAGCCUCUCCUUGCUGUAUCUUUUGUUUCUGGGUUUGUUUUUUUAUUUGGUUGGGGUUUUUUUCUUUUUCUUUUUUUUUUUUGGUCUUUUUAAACGAACAGAAGCCUCUGCUCUAAGAAAUGUUGCAAUUCCCUGUUGUUUUAUUGGCAAGUGGCACUUUCUCCUCUUUCAGAAGGACACCAAUACACUCUUGGCUUAAAUUACCGGGAGCAUUCCAGCUAAGGGGGGGGGGGGGAGUCUUUUCACUAAUACACUUUUGAAAUCUGAAAUUAGGUUAGUUUUCAGCCAUUUUUAGGAUCAUCUAGAACCAUGUGUCUCAAAGGUGUGUUUUUACUCCCCGCAACAGGGUCCGGGUGGUCGGGCUGGUGGUGGUGCUUGGUAAAAAUGCAGACUCCUGACCCCGGGUCUCCGGGGCUGGGGCUGGACGUCUGUAUUUGAUGCCAUCAGCCGGGGCUCCAGGGCUGCCUCAAGUCUGAGGACCCCUGAUCCAGAGGUUUCCGAGGAGCCCUCUCCCCCGAGCAUGAGGGCCCAGCGGGGAGGGGCCGUUUGGCAUCGCAGGCAGAUGCUCGUGAAGCCAACACCCAGGAAAGAUUGCAGGCUGGCGGAAAAUUAGAUCUGAAAUUUUUUUUAUCAUUUUGAAGGAAAGGUUUUAAUUUUAAUGGGCCAGAGUACUUUGAGAAGGGUACUUUUUAUAGCCCUAUGCUUGUUUUAUAAAACUUUUAAUACUAAAAGCAUUAAUAGACCAAACGUCUCCAGCUCGGUUAGCUGCAUACCUUUGUACGCAUCUGAUGAUUCAGAAUUCAAAUGGCUGUAGUUACAAUUUCUCAGGUAAAUAAUUGUUUUCCCAAAUUUCUACCGGUCCCCCCAUUAUUAGGAUAAAUUUUGAGACAGCGUAAAACCUCAAAGUGCAGUAGACUAAGUCUGAGCCCAGUUCCCGUGGAAGCCAAAAGGGGCCCUUGCCCGUCUCUCACUGCGCUUGCUCCCACCCCAAGGGCUACCUCGGCCUGCGUGGCCCCAAGAGGGCUCAGGCUCCCCAGGUAGCUCCGUCCUCCGCCUGCGCUUGGUUGCCCGAGGCCUGGGGCCCUUGCAGAUUUGAGAGGCGUCUGCGCGCUGGCUUUGCCCUACCCCACUGUUAAGUAAGGUGUGCCUUGCUUUAAGCAAACUGAAUGUGAAAAUUAUGAUGUAGAAAUCUGGAUUCAUUUAAAAGAAAAACUGGGAUUUAUCUCGUCUCUUUAAAAGAGGUCUCCCGAGCAGAUUCUUAUACUGGUACUCUUCCUAGUAGAUUUUAAAAUGUUCACUUUAAGAAGAAUGACUAUUCCCACCCCUUCACCACUGUCCAUUCUGUCCACCCUCCCAUCACCCUAGUGACAGAGCAAUGAAGGAAGCCCAGGGGAGCCGAGGACGGCCGCCGCGUCUUGGAGGUGCCCUUUGCUGAUGCUGAGUUGCCAUCCUGCCUGUGUUCUCCAAGCUCAGACUUCCCUAGUUCCGAUACAUUUUUGUAAAACUGGGCACACCUGUGCUUUUAGAAAGGGAUUGUUUGGUUUUGGUUUUGGUUUUGAGAAGUCUUCCCAUAUACACUUUUGAUACAAUAUUGUAGGGUCUGCUUUUACUUUUUAAGGUGACAUUGCUUUUCGGUAGUGUUCUCACACUCCCUUGGAUGAAUGUUUGCUCUCUAGAGACACAGGUGACCCCUGGCCACUGAGCAGGCUGGCCCGAGAGGGACGCGGCAGGAGCAGAGUGAUGUCCGUGCUCUGGGAGUUUGGCCGAGGUCACUGCUAUUACUGAUGUUUACCCCUGGUCACAGAGUGCUCGUUGGAAAAGACAGUUGGAGUUCAGUUCCUACAGCGGGGGGGGGGGGGGGGUGCUUUUACUGAUGUUAUAUUAUAUGUUAUUUUUAUUGUCGUUAAAUGCAAAUGUUGCUAUUUAUUUUUUUUUCUUUCUGCUCUGGUUCGAUUUGGCCGAUGUGGAUAUCCCAGUGCAUGUGGUACCUGAUGGAUAUGAUAGAAAUUAUUUUCCCCAACUUUUAUAAAUUGCCUAAUGUUUACCUGCAAGUUUGCCGGAUGAUUUAUUUUUGAAAGCCACAAAUGUAAUUUUUCUGGAUGAAUUGUUUUUCUUAUAUAUGCAGCAAUGUAAUUUUACAUUGAUCUGCAGGGUGAUUUAAAUUUUAUUUUUACAAGGCAGUUUUUCAGUCAAAUUAUAUAUUUGAUACAAUAUGUUAAGGGUAGACCAGCCAAGCGUCCUGCAGUAGUUGGGACCCAGACUGUGUCUGGGGGGCCUGGGGGGCUGGGACGGCUUCUCUCAGUUGCUCGUCGUCAUGGAAGCACUUGGCUUGUUUCAUGGAGCCGUCAGGAUCUGGAUGUACUCCUUCAACGGGACUUUGAUCUGGUGGACAGUUAAAAGGAUUUUUCAUGGGCAUUUUCCACACCUAAGGCAGUUCCAUUAGGAGGAGCUUUAGAAGUUGACAUAAUCCAGACAGUGGACAAUCCCAGUGGCCCAGACAAGCCAUAGAAAUCUCCCUGUGACCUCUCUUUGACUCAUCUCUCACGCUCAUGAGAAAGGAAUGUACAAUAAACAGAAACUUCCUCAGUGUUUGUGCGCCUCACUUUCAGAAUGCAAAUAUUUUAUUUAUAUUUUAAGCCCUUCCCCAAAGUAACGAAGAAGAUUCUCUCUAGCCGCCCUGCCUGCAGGCUCGGCUGCAGUGACGCGUGCUCAGUGUAGACAUGGUGCACGUGUAACUCUGUGUGACACACACAUGCUGACUCUUUUGUAAGGAAAAUUUUCAACUCAAAAUAAUUGCACUGAUUUUUUGACAACUUCCUUUUUAUUAUGUCCAACUUUGCAUCUGCUGUACUUGUUUGAAACGAUUGUAAAUAGAUUUAGGUUAGCAAAAAUGAUCUGAACACAACACAUCACUCUGUUGUAGGGACUGCCAUGUUUCCAGUAUUAUGUGUUAGAGCCGCGUGGGCUCCACUCUGCCUCCGUAGCCGCAUGUCUGUUGACCAUUCAUGAAGGACAAACGAGCCUCGUGUUCUUGUUUCUCAGAAAGGAAGUUUGCAGUCUGUUGAAAGGAGAGUCCGCUCUCCCCUUGAGGUCUGAAGAUUUGCUUUUAAGAGGAUUCAUUCUAAAGCCUUUGAACGCUUUUUGGGUCUGUGUAAUUCCUUGUUGUUUUCCCGUGGCUCCUUGACGCAUUUUCUUCUGGUCCCAUCCAGCAUCUGACGGUCUGGAUAGGAAGCCCCUGUGUGGCCAGUGGGAACAGACCGCUAGUGAGGGGCCCCCCCGCGCUUCUGUCUGGUCAGCCGUCGUUCUGAAGACAUGAGAUCACUGUGGUGUCAAAAGUGUCAUUUGCGGCUUAUCCCAUACAUACAUAGAUGCUAGAGAGACCUGAAAUCCAGUGCUGUUCCUUUAUACCUUGUGGUAUUGCUAGAUUAGAAGUAUGUGCUGCAGCCCACAGUGUGUAAUUGUUUGUGGUCAGGCUACCCAGUAUCGGACACACACAGGAGCUUUUAGACCUGAACCGGUCGUGAGUGUGUGUUCGACGCCAUCGUGGUGCCCUCCCUAAUGCUUUGUUGGUUACGUUUUGCCAUUUUAUUGUCUAAAGUGAAUGUAUUGGCUUAGCCAAAUCACUACAGAAGGUGGUUUCUAAAUACCUUUUAGUUUAAAAAGAAAUAAAUGCAGAUAAAGGCUACCUCUGAAUUCUCAGUAGGUUCACGCUUGCUCUUAAGCGUAGCUGUCCACACUGAAAAUAGCCAAAAUGUUGCCUGAAUAAACUGAAUGGCGAACAUCUCUCUCUCUUCAGUUCUGGCUUGAAAACGUGUGUGCCAUACUGUGACCCGUUGGGCAGUCCCCGUCUCGCCUUUCGGGGGUAUCAGAGGCAGACCGGGGACUCCUCAGGGCUGCCCACCUCAAUAAUGUAGGGUUCUAGGCAGCCAGCGGGCAGAAAAUGGAAAAGCUUCCCGUGCCGUCCUCACAGGCUGGCGGGGGCAUCUCCACGCAGGGCCAGGGGUGGGGGAUCCUUGACAGCCUGCUGUCCCGGCUUUUCACUUUCCUGUUUGCUGUAAGAAAGCACUUUCUUCUCUGUUUUACUCAUGAAUGGGUUGGAAAUGGCUCCCUCUGCACUCUUCUCCCUUUUUAUACACUCUGUAAAAUCACGAAGGUGCUGGAACACCAACUCUCUAAAUAAUGCAUCUAAAGUGGCUGUAUGGUUUCAAAAAAACACGCAGUUAUAGUUGACCUUUGACUUUGGAGCCUUGAGUUACCAUCACGUCCUACUUAAACAUGAUCUGCGGUUUAAAAGCAAAAUGUUCUGUUCGAGUCCAAGGCCCUUUGUUGGAAAGGAACGCGGGGUCCACAGCCAGCAUUGAAGUAGGAGCUCCCGCUGCCGGCACCCUGGGUCCUCUGAUGCUAACUUACAGGCAGUCUGCCCCGAGAGAGAUUGCUCCGGCUCGGGGUACCCCUCCUUGUGAUCAGCCACUUCACUGUCAGAAUGUCCUUUGCCCACACGCUGUGUGUGGGUCCGUCGGUGUCACCCUCUGCCUUCUUCGCAUCUCGUCCUUAGGUUCUCUACGUUCUCUCAUCUUUGGAAGGUUCGAACUUGCUCCAAAACACCUCCGUUGGUUUGCGCUUAAAUUCUUGAGGGGCAGGCAGGUGGUUUUGCAGUCCCAGACGUCUGGGUGCGUGGAGGUUGCUCUGCUCCCUCACUGGAUGUUCAUCAGACACUGACGUUGGCCCAGAGAGGUUCCAAGUAUGACGUUACCGGGAAGGUUUUGCCUUUAGCGCUGUUGUUUUGGGUUUUGAUGCUUUUCAUGCCUCAUGGCGUGCUUUAAUUCUGAAAGAGCUAAGUGUCCUUUGCAGUCUUUCUAAGAAUGUUUUGUACUUCUGCGAUUACACUGUUUUGUAGAUACAGCCCACCCCAAGAUGCAUGGAUGUUUAGGGUGAGUACCCACAACAUCUGCUGACCUGCUUCUGGAACUGCUUGGGUGCUCUGGGUUGGCCUCAUUUUCAACCAGAAUCCCAUUCAGGGUGUUUCGGGGGACAUUGCACAGUGGCCCUCUCCUUGAUUCCGUAAUGUGAACUGUUGAACUCAGACCUACCCCUCAGCUUUUUGCAUACAUGUCUCCAGAAUCCUGGGGUGGGCCUCUCCCACCAUCUUUGCAUUCAUGAGAAAUUAUUUGAAAAGAGGGAACUGAAGAUUACUGGUGCUUUUGUUAACACUUUUCUCUUAUUGGUCGAUGUGAAACAUUUAGAUGUGUUAGCAUCUUUAAAUGCCCUUGGUGGUAUGACUGAAGAGUUGAAUCCUCACCUCGCUCCCAUCCCCUUUUUGGGGGGGUGGGAGGAGGCUGAAUUAUCUUCUAUUUACAACCUCCUUGGAUUUAAGUAGUUCAGAGUUAAAGCUAAAACACCAAAUAUUAACUCUUCCCCCCCAAGUGUCUCCAGGAACCUGGAUGUUGAGGCCGUCCUCCAUUAAGUACCUUCCGAAUCAAGGUCAUUAAAACCAUGAGUUGAUCCCGAGAACACCCCCCCCACAGGUUGGGGGUGCGAUGCAGGCUGACUGCUUGGCUCCUUGGCAUCACUUGGCAGAACUAAGUGCUUGUGUUGGGGAGCCGAGGCUCCUUGGAACUCUAGAGAGACUAUGGGAACAAUCUCGGGGCGGGGGGAGAGGGCAGGUCCCUCAGACCCUGGGAGCAGGCGGCACCAGGCCUUCCUCUGGUCUCCAUCGGUACCAGACUGAGCAUGUUCUGGAAGACCCAGUCUCAGCCUCUGUGCCUUUAAAGUCUGGUCCUCAGUGUCCUUUCGGAAUCAUGUUGGGGCUGUGUUUUUAUUGGGAAGUAAGCCUGUACCAUUCCACAAGUCAGUCAUUGACCUUCUGCCUUUGAAGCUGCAUCUGCUCCUCAGCUCCUGACUCGGUCAACUCUGAUGCCCGCGCGCACUGCCUCAUGUCGGAAAACGUGAGGUUCUCGUGGUCACAGGACUUCCUUCCCAAGUCCACGUCCGCUGGGGGGUUCCAGGAAAUCCGCGUCCGAUCCAUCUCUUAGUCAGGCACUGACCGUGGCCAUCGGCAGAACCUGGUGGCUUUGUCCUCAGAGUCACUCACCAAGCAUAUUUGGUGUCCUGGAACUAGGUUUUAAGAAGAGGAAUUGGAAUCGUGUGUCUGUGAAUUGCGUGUGAAGUCCUCAGACAUAAGGUGCUACUCAGUCCUACUGUGUCCUUAUUCGGGGGUGCUUCUGUUCGUGCCGCUCUGUUCUGUGUGUGCGGGGAAGCUGCUGACGGGUGAGCUGUGCAUAGAGGACUCCCAGUUUUGACAUGCCUAAAACGCAUUUUUUAUCUCUUAUCUUUUCCGAGCCAGGUACUGAGCAGUUUCUUGGCUGAUGGUCUAAUUAAAAAACAAAACAAAACAAAACAAAAAAAACACCUUACCCUGUCAAGGGAUGAUGAUUUUAUUGCUUUUAAGUGGGGGAAAUAAUCCAAUGUUAUUUAUUUUUAAAAUGCAUAGAAACUCAUUCUUGGCGGCUCCUCUUGGCCCUUCCUUCUACUGAACUGUCCAUUUUGAAAGGCAAAGGUCUUUCCCUCGGCAGAGGCACUGGCUGCAGAGGGGAGGAUAUGUUACUAAUUUUGGUUCCUCUUCAAAGCCAAAUAUACAUGUGACCGAAAUCCUGAAAGUAUGUAGUUUUAGCACUAAAUUGAAAUUUGAGUCCUGAGUUUGAUAGUGGUUUUUAAUGUAGUUGUUUAAGGUAUGAAUUCAUAUUUUAUAACCGUAGAGGCAAGUGAGUUUUUACUUUUUAAAAAGUUUUAAGAGCAUAAUUGUAAGUUUCUGUGCAGCAGAGUGGCUAACUCAUUAAAUACAAGAAAAGAAUGUAGUGUCUACAUGCAGAUUUGUCUUACCUCUGGUACACUGCAGAUUACUUACCUAAUACGUAUCGAGGGCUUUUAACCCUGAGUUUUAUCAACUUUUCUAGUUUUAUUUUAUUUUUAUAAAAUAAUUGAAAAAGAACCAAAAAUGAAUUCAGAAGUUCCAUAGGUAGAUCUUGCUUGCCCCUUCUUAAUUUCCCCCACAAUAAAACAUUUUAGAAGAUAUUUUGAAUCAAACCGUAUUGUGACCAUUGAAAGUUUACUGUUUUCUAAGAAGCUGAGCAGCUACAGGGGUGCCCAUCAGGCGGUCCCGUGCGUGCCGCCUGCGGACCCGUCCGGAGCUGUGAGGCCGGUCUCUUGCGACAGCGUCUUGUGCUUGUGGUAGAGAAACCGUGCAGUGCUGUUUUGUAAAUUCAAAGUUCCUGUAUAAACUAGUAUUUAUAUACAUUGGCCUCUCUGUAUAGUUUCUCAUUUGCGACAUGAAUUGUAAAAUUCGUUAUAAAAUUAUAGUACCUGCUAAAUACACUUCUGAGGCUUCACGUCCUUGUCUCUCGUCUCAUGCCAUUCCCUGUGUGUUGAGGAUGUCCAAUGCUUGCAUGAUGCUAGGUGGUAAUGCCACUGUAACUCAAGCCUUAAUCAGAUGUUAAAAUUGUAAGUUUCAGAGUAUGCAAAAAUAUUAGGCAGUGAGUUUAAACUGUUCAGAUCAAGAUGCUAUAUCAUAAUUCUACCAGUCUUUUCUCCAGAGUUACAAGGGAAACUAUCAGUGAUCCAGAUCUCUUGCUCUCUCUCUCUCUCUCUCUCUCUCUCUCUCUCUCUCUCUCUCGUCUGGCUGGGCCGUUGCCAUUGCUUGAUGAAAAUGGACCAUUGUGCAUUUUGGUGGCAGUCAGUCAAGAAGACCUCUUCUGAAAGUCUAGAGACUUUUUCAGGGUUACUUUUAAAGGUUUGGUUUUUUUCCCUCCAGUCUGAGAUUUAUUUAUGGCUGAUGGAGAGUAUGAUUUGGGCAUCAGUCUUACUUGCUAACCUGCUCACAUUCUAAGCUUUCUUCAGGUAGUGCCACCUGCCAUCGCUUCUGCAUAGGAUUAUAUGGAUUUUUGUUUUUGUAAAAGCAUCUUAAAUUUAGACAUAAAAUGGAGGGGACCCAGCUUUCUUUACAAUGUGGAUCUACCUCAGUUAAACAGUUGGGUGCUAUUUACUAAGUCUGUCAAAUUGGAAAAAGUAACCAAACAGCAAGAUAUAACUCCACACAAAGCUUGAAACCAUAAUUUCCGUUUAUUUAAUAAAUUUUUAUUUAUUUUGUGCCUUUUGUGUUGAAUCCUAAUGCAUUGAAAGAAAUCCAUAUGAAAUGGAGUAUUUUCUAUUGCAGGUGGGGAGAAAAGCCCAAUUGGCCAUGGAAUUUGAUAGAUUACCCCCAGCCAACUAGUCACGUCUAUUGAAAUCCCAACUGCCCUCUUGUGAAAAGAAAAGAAAAAAAUGUCCAAGAGCAAAUUAACAUUUUACAAACAAAUUCCAAACUCUUCUAUGCAUAUACCGACAGCUCUCUCUUCAUUUUCUGUGCCAAUGAAGAGGCAGCCACGAACAGCUCACGCGCACUCUUCCUGUGACUUGUUUGGCCAUCCGCGCCCCCCUUCUCCUCUGGCAUAGUGUGUUUGUUUCCCGUGCAGCCAGUGGACUGUUGUCCAUCCUGGUGCAGGUGCUGGCACCCACGGGCGGCCAGGGGAAGAGGGGUGCGGGGGGCCGGCUGGAGAGGAGGGGAGGCCUGCACUCAGCAGCAGGCCCGGGGUCGCCAUGAGUUAGGCAAGCUUUCUGGCAGGUGAGAAACUAAGGUAGGAGAUCGAUGAUUUUCCAUGCUUUUAUAUUUGGCAGUUUACAAUUCUAGACUUUUCCUACGAUGGUGAUCUUUUUUAACUUAAUUCUUUGGAGGUAACAAUAUUUUGGAGUCUUAAGAAUUUGAUUUUAUACCAAUAAGAAAUAAAAAGUAGGGCUCUUUCCUGUAGUAUAUAGUUUUACUAUUUUAAAGAGAUCUCUGAAUUUUACAAGAGGACCAACAUUCCUUAGUGGCAAAACUUUUGAAAGUUGAUUUGGGAGGCUUUUUGCUGCAGGAUCUCGAAAAAAAAUGGAAUGAUUCUAGUUAAAUGUUUUCAUUGUUAAGCGUCCAUCAGGUCAGUACUUCAGCUCUAUUUUGUAAAGAGUCGCUCCCCAGUUAGUAUGCUGCAUAUACAGAUCAGCAUUGUUGCACUUUCUCAGUAGUGAUGAGUGCCCCGCAAUUGGCUCACCAGUCAGCAUUUUGUUCUUUGACCUAACAAGAGUACUUUGGGGCAGGUGAUUAAAUUUAUAUAGGUACCUCAAGAAAAAGAACCUGAAUAUGCUGCAUUUUAUUUCUUUAGCUUUUAUAUGUAGCAUUGUUUUGCUCUUAUUAUUUUGUUUUUAGAUCUAUGCUUUUUGGACCCCACUAGACUGUUGAAAGAAAUUUUAAAGUUACUCUUGUCAGGACACAGUAUCCUUUGUUUUUGUCUUUUUAACUCCAGUAUCUGGUUCAAAGGUUGCCCACCAGUAGAAUACUACUUUACCCAAAUAUAUCUGAGAAAAAGGGUACCGUGUGUGCAAGCAGACAAUAAUGUUCCCAGUCCUUUCUGUUCAUGCUGCUUUCUUAAUUCUUUUCUCCAUGUCAUCAAGAGGUUUGGAGAACUUCCUCCUAAGGUCGGACUUAGACAUGAUGGCAUCUGAAUGUUUUCAACACAGACCUCACAGAAUUGCCAUUGAGUAAGUAGCAUGAUCCUAAAGGAAUCCCUGGCCUCAGGCAGCCGGACGGCUCUGGUCUCCGAAAGAGCCAGUCUUCGCGUUUCUCCAUCCCCAGCACUCACCCUCACCCAGCAGAUGGGGAGUGGUCUGGAUUGACAAAAGAUAAACUGGUGAAGAGAGCUAAAGGCUGAGACACUGAGCAUCUAUUGUCGUGUUUAAGCUUAGCUGGGUCCUUUCGAGUUUGUUUUACAGCUUUACUAGGUUACGUAGUUUGCACUAUUUUUGCAAUAAAUUCAUGGAAAACCUAACAGUUAACUUGUUUUGUUUCUUACUGUGUGUAUAUAAACUAAUACUAAAAGUUUGGCAUAGUGUUUUUUCACCUCCUACAUAACCCUUAACAUGCACAGAAUGCUGUAAAUCUGAUAAAAUAUGAUGUGAAUGAUAUUUUAUAAAGUUAUUUUGUAUGGUGUCAAUUUUGUUUUGCCUCAUAGUAUGUCAGCAAAAAAUAAAAUAAAAUUCCUCAUAUUUACAGCU
This is a messenger RNA of Zalophus californianus (California sea lion), 14798 nucleotides long. It is a transcript of the gene AGO2, whose product is annotated as argonaute RISC catalytic component 2. Gene Ontology annotation, biological process: regulatory ncRNA-mediated gene silencing; regulation of DNA-templated transcription. Gene Ontology annotation, cellular component: RISC complex. Bases 351 to 2792 code for a protein of 813 amino acids. The transcript has 20 exons. Gene Ontology annotation, molecular function: protein binding; RNA binding; endoribonuclease activity, cleaving siRNA-paired mRNA. NCBI's taxonomy places the organism in Eukaryota, Metazoa, Chordata, Mammalia, Carnivora, Otariidae. The record is from RefSeq and is a predicted model, not a curated record.